This is a messenger RNA of Dendronephthya gigantea, 699 nucleotides long. RefSeq names its product spondin-1-like. The transcript is spliced from 6 exons. Bases 1 to 699 code for a protein of 232 amino acids. NCBI's taxonomy places the organism in Eukaryota, Metazoa, Cnidaria, Anthozoa, Malacalcyonacea, Nephtheidae. The record is from RefSeq and is a predicted model, not a curated record.
AUGUCCGGCUUUGUUGCCCAUUGUUGUCCGGUCAACUGUGUCGUGGGCAAUUGGGGACCCUGGGGAGGAUGUAAUGCUGCUUGCGAGAGGAGUGGAACAAAGAUCCGAAAGAGAAAAAUCACAACUCCAAGUUCGUGCAAUGGCAAUGCCUGCCCAAGUACAACUGACAGCCAGCCGUGCACCGGCCCGUGUUGUCCACGAAAUUGCGUGCUCUCGUCGUGGUCGGCUUGGACCAAAUGUUCUUCUAGUGGUUGUGGGAAAAACAGCGGUACCCAGACGAGGUCAAGACGAAUUACGACCCCAGCUUCUUGCGGUGGCUCUUGCAGUCAAACACAAAAAUUAAAAACUGUCAGCCAACGCUGUACGCCGAUUCCUAUAACAUGCCAAAUGAGCUCAUGGGGAAAGUGGCAGGCAUGUGUUGCCACAAACGGAAAAUGUGGCGGGGGGACAGAGAAGCGCACUCGAAAGAUAAUUCGUCAUAAUUACUGCAGUCAACCUUGUCCCACAACAUUUCAAAGUCGAGCCUGUGUACAUAGCUGUUGUCCUGUUCACUGUCAGCUGAGCUCUUGGAGCGCAUGGUCAGCAUGCUCCUCCACGUGUGGACAGGGAAAAUCAUCCCGAGCUCGCAUAGUACAGCGACAUCGAAGUUGUGGUGGAAAUAGUUGUGGAACACUGAGCGAAACAACGGAAAACUCGUAA